GGCAUCGCACGCAUUUUCGAUAUCGCUGUCGCUAAUUGCGAUUUCGUGCGCAUCCCGUGAAAGGGACACCGGCAAUCCAGUCGAAACCGACCGGUCAUCAUCGAGCAUGGGGAUCCUCGGCAAGACGACGCUGAUCGGAGUCAUGCUGAUCGUCGCAUGGAUCGGAGGAGCCGUUUCACAGCUGCCUCCUGGAGUGACGUCGUGUCCGCGCACGGACAACCUGGCGGAAUACAGCCAAUGUGUCUUGAAGCAGCUUCAAGUACUGACGCCGUAUCUCGCCAACGGAGUGCCUUCGUUGAAGUUGCCAGCGUUAGAUCCGCUGUUUCUGCCCUCCCUGACGGUGGACAGGAACUUGGAGUCGCUGAAAGUCAAAGCUAACUUGACUCAGAUUCGCGUUUACGGUGCCACGAAUUACGUCAUACACGAGUUGAAGGCGAAUCCUAAUGACCUGACGGUCUCCCUCAGAGUUCAGCUGCCUCACUUGCACGUGAACGGCGAUUACGAUGUACAGGGCAGGUUACUGUUGGUGCCUUUGACCGGACUCGGUAACUUCAAAGGGAAUUUCACCGAUACCGAAGUCCAAGUAAACGCACAAGCUAAAGAAAUCGUCGACAACAAUGGCGUGCAGAGGAUUGAAGUGGACAACUUGGUCACUAAAAUUCGCGUUGGUAACGGAAAUAUUAAACUGAAGGCUCCGGCUGCCCAUACGUUAGCGGCCGAUGCCGCUGCGACGUUCUUCAACGCAAAUCCCCGACUAGUCCUGGACAUAGCCAGUCCAAUUAUCGAAGACACAGCUGCAACUGUGAGCAGAGCUCUGGUAGCUAGAGCACUCAGCGUAUUGACGAAGCAGGAUCUCGUCCCCUAGUAACCAUUAAAUAAUCGAAUUUUACAGUCGGCUGGACUUUCACGAAAAAGUAGAACGCCUAGCACAACGAUGAGGAAUAGCCAAUUCGGUGAGAUAAUUGGCAUAUGCUUAAUAACGCAUGUCCAUUCAUUUUAUAUUUCCCUCUUCUUUCCUAUCAUGUAUCUCACGAUUCUGCGCCGUUUGGCCGCUGAGUGAAGCACGUAGAGCAUUGUUGUUUCUUUCUUCUCUUUUGUUUUCAAUGUAUUUAUAAAUAUAUUUUAUGUGUUUCAUUGAUCGUGCGCGAGCGCAAUUUCGCAGAGAGCGCGGUCUCACGGUGAGACAUCGUUCGUUUUCACUCUCGUUCAUGGAAAGUACGUAAAUGUUUACUCGCGCGGCAGGGGCGUAGAAAGAAAAUACGAACUGAUCAGCUGUGCUAAUCUCUUUUUAUUUGACAAAGUUAUUUACAUUUCGCUCUUUUAAAUAUAU
Dinoponera quadriceps is the source of this 1330-nucleotide messenger RNA. RefSeq names its product circadian clock-controlled protein-like. The transcript is spliced from 4 exons. The record is from RefSeq and is a predicted model, not a curated record. NCBI's taxonomy places the organism in Eukaryota, Metazoa, Arthropoda, Insecta, Hymenoptera, Formicidae. The coding region runs from base 107 to 865 and encodes 252 amino acids.